Podospora pseudopauciseta is the source of this 906-nucleotide messenger RNA. RefSeq lists its product as uncharacterized. Bases 1 to 906 code for a protein of 301 amino acids. The record is from RefSeq and is a predicted model, not a curated record. The transcript has a single exon. NCBI's taxonomy places the organism in Eukaryota, Fungi, Ascomycota, Sordariomycetes, Sordariales, Podosporaceae.
AUGGUCUGUUUAAUCAGGCUUCAUCCUCAACAGCCUCAAGAAGACCUUUCCUUUCCUCAUCGGACUACCAUCAUCCACACUCACACAUCACCAAAACAACACUCACCACCACCACCAUCACCACCAUUCACCAAAAUGGCUUCCACAACCCCCAACAACACCCGUGAGAUUCUCACCCUAUUCUCCCAGCUCGUGGCUCACACCCACGACCCCAAGGUCACCAUCAACCCCCCGAUCGUCAACUGCCACCUCUGCCUCGAAGACCCCGAGAUCCUCACCCCCCUCACCCCCGCUCACCUCGGAGCUACCACAUUCCCGGGCGUGGUUCUCCUCUGCGGCCACAUGGUCUGCAAGCCCUGCUUCAAGGGCUGGCACGACUCCAUCCGCAACCGCCAAACAAACGCCACCCCCGCCAACUUCACCCCCUCCCCUGGGGCCGCCCUCCCACAGAUCCCCGCACCCCACGUGGUGCCCUGCCCCAUCUGCCGUGGUUCCCUCUCCUUCCUCAACUCCUCCCACUGCAGGCACCUCCUCCCAAUCUCCGCCGUGCCGCGCACGCUGCCGGACUGGGGGCGGGCCCCGAAAAUCUGCUCCGACUGCAGGUUGCUCCGGGGGAGGAAGCUAGGGGAGCUGGUCCGCACUUUCAAGGAGUUGAACGUUCAGGCCGACGAAAUCGAGACGGAGGUCAGGUCUUGGAGGUUGGUGGGUGGACUCCGGUUUACCGAGGAGGAGAUCAGGCUUUGUUUUCCACACGUGGUCAACAGCCGGGAUCCGGCGGGUCAUGCGAUGAGGGUUAUUAGAGGGAGGAUGGUACAAGAGGAGCUAGCAAGAAAGACUUGGGCUGUGAGCAGUUGGCAGGCGAUGGGGAGGGAUUUCGGGGAGGCGAGGGAGGAGUAUAUGAAGUAA